AUGAAGCCUCGUCGUGGAUACUUUUCCCGAAUUUUACUUCGAAUAUCCUUGGCAAUAUACCCUUGCCUCAGCAAAUCCACAACAACUCUUUCUUCUGACUUUAAAAGAGGAAGAUCAGCAACUCUCAAGCCAUGGGUGAGGUGUUGGGUGCAGUACCUCGCGAGAACUGUGCCAUCAUCAUUUAUAUACGCCUUGAGAAAUGAAGUACAGUUGCUGACGGAAGGCUUUGUCUCCUCCGAAGGAUCCCUACAGCACUCGCUAGUGGAGACCCUGCUGCAUCGGUAAAAUACAACAUCGUUACGAUGAUCACUUCGACAACGUCCGCUGAAUAUCCAAACAGUACAGUAAGUUUUUGCCAUCGAAUUUUUCCAUAACUCAAAUUCCUUUUCAGUACGAAAUCGGCGUUGA
Messenger RNA from Haemonchus placei, 408 nucleotides. The record is from the annotation of a GenBank genome assembly. NCBI's taxonomy places the organism in Eukaryota, Metazoa, Nematoda, Chromadorea, Rhabditida, Trichostrongylidae.